GAAUUACCCUGUAUAAAUAAUGUACUAUUAUUAUUGUUGUUAUUACAGAUAACAAAGUCUAUUUUCUGCCCUAUGUUAAAGAAUACUUGCACCAUAUAAUGAGGUUCCCUAUAUGACCCCAAUUUCCCUAAUUCGACCCCUUUCCCUAUUUGACCCCGAGCGCUAGCGCUACCAACGCGAAACAAGAGCUUCCAACAACUUGAGGCCAAAAGAGCUGUUGUUGUUGCUCUACAUUGCUGUUGUUGUCAGCAUAACAACCAUACCGUAGAUACUGGAGGUGGCCUAAAAUUUGAGUACUUUUGAAAAGUGCCUGGACAGCAAUGGAAAUAGUUCCGAUGCUAGAUGCCGGUUGCCAGGCCGUCUUAGGCAUGUGGUAUCUGUUAGCUGUAGAGGGUGAUGGACCCUCUGCGCGAGUAGGCCACGCAAAUGUAUUAUGCCACUGCCCUGUUAGCGAUUCAUGUGAAAAGGGGGAUGGAGCAUCUGCUGACACAGUCAUAUCAAACUUAUUAAUUGUAGGUGGCGCUACCCCUUCUGGACCAUUCAAUGAUGUAUACAAUUUAGAGCUUUCUCCUGCAAAGUAUAAAUGGUCUAAAAUGCACUCAGAUGGUCUAACCCCUCGUUAUGAGCAUGGAAUAACAAGAAAUAAGAAUGGAGACAUUUUUGUUUUUGGUGGUGCUCAACAGGAUGGAAAUUUAAACACUGUUCAAGUGCUUAGAAAAGGAGCUGAAAAAUGGGAAGAUAUAAACCCUACUGGAUGCUUGCCAGCACCAAGGACCUGUUUGAAUACAGCAACAAUCAGCAAUAAGUUGUAUGUUUUUGGUGGAGGCUUUCAAGGUGCAGUGCCUGUUUCUGAUACUCAAGUGCAUGUUUUUGACCCAGAUGUAUGUACUUGGACCCAACUAAAAUGUACUGGUCAGACACCUUCCCCAAGGCAUGGCCAUGUUAUGGUUGCAUUCGGUAAAAAGAUUUAUGUGCAUGGUGGAAUGGCAGAAAGGGAUAUACAUGGUGAUUUAUACACAUUGGACACAGAAACAAAUAAUUGGGAGGAAAUAAAACAAUCUGGAGAUAUUCCGUCUUCAAGAGCUGCACACUCAGGAGUCGCAGUUGAUAACUUUAUUUAUAUAUUUGGUGGAAUGAACUUUACUGGGGCAUUGAGCGAUCUGUACAGAUUCGAUAUAGAUUUUUUGGUGUGGAACAAAGUUGAAAUUGAAGGAUGCCCUCCACCGCCGCGACUAGACCAUACUUUUAGCUGUAUCACUCACUUCGUUAAAAUUGAAAAUGAGGAGGGAAAAGACUCGCCUUUGUACCGGAAGCAAAAGCUGUUGGUAUCAUUUGGAGGUAUGGACACAACUGGGCAGAUAUUUGAUGACGUAUUUGCAAUAGCUGUAGCAUGAAGAGAGCAACAUACAAGCCUUAAAGACAUUCAAAAACACCACGGAUAUGGCGUAUACUUGAAAUUCGAUCAGCUGCCAUAAACAUGCAAAUUUAAUACUUCAAAGCAGCGAACAAGAGAACUGAUGACGAGUUCCCCUUUGGUGAUUGGGAUUCUUGCCCCCAAUUCACGAAUGGGUAAAGUUUACUUUCAGUUUUCUAAUGUAUUAUAUGCGUUAACUGUGCUGGGCCUUAUUUGCUUGGCGUUAUGUGGAAGAAAUAUUGUAUAGAGUAAAAGAAAUAACAUGCGAUUUAAUACAAUCAAAGUAUCAUUUCCGUUGAUUUGUAAAUACUUCAGCAUUUCAUAGGAGUCGACAAUUUACAAUGAUAGCUUCGACGUUGAUACUUGAUGCUUUCUCUCAGAGGUAAGCACACAAAAGGCACAAACAAAGGCAAUAGAAGCUAGGCGCUCAGAUGUUGAAAACUUUCUGGCUUUCCAUAAACCUAAAGGUCAUAUUGGAAUGCUCCUUUGGUAU
Molecule: messenger RNA, 1907 nt
Organism: Rhopilema esculentum
Lineage: Eukaryota; Metazoa; Cnidaria; Scyphozoa; Rhizostomeae; Rhizostomatidae
Product: rab9 effector protein with kelch motifs
Molecular function (GO): protein binding
Source: RefSeq, a predicted model, not a curated record